CCUCCGCACACUUCCUCUGUCGAGUCUUGCAAGUUGCGGACAGCACAAUCUAGGCCCACAUGCCAAAGAGAAAGAAGCAAAAAGCAUCUGCAACAACUUCAUCAGUAGCCAUACAGGUAUCAAGAACAGAGACUGUGAUCACUACAUGCACCUCCACAACACCCAUUGUCAGCUCUGCUGCAAAUGCAGACUUUGCUUCAAGCCAAGGGCAAGACAUUGUGGAGAUGGUUCGCCCUGGAAAAGAUUUUCUGCACUUGCUGAGGUCUGCAGGUGCAGAUGGGGACUUCUUUACCAGAAAAGAGGUGCUGUAUUUUCUGAAGGAGUACAUCAGCUCCAAAAAGUUGUAUGAUCCUUGUGACCCUGGCACAGUACACUGUGAAAAAGAUCAGCUGGGACAAGUAUUUGGGUGCAGCAAAUUCACAAUCAGUGAUGUCCUUCCCUUGCUCUCUGCACAUAUUGAGCCUGUGAUGCCAUGUACUCAGUUUGCCAAGAAGCAAAAGACUCCAGCCGCACAGGAGCAGAACAGAAAAUAUGUUAUGAUGCACAGGCAGCAGGAGAAGGUAAAAGCCAGCAACUUGACAGCAGAAUCAGUGAUAGGUGUCCAACCAUUAUUUGUAAAAGAUAGUAACCACAAUGAAGAUCAUCUUAGCAAGUCCAAAAGUAGCCAAGCACAAGUCAGGCGUGAAGAGAGAGAAAACACUAGUGGAAAAAGGGAAAGGAAAAGGAAAAGAGAGAAAUCCAGCAGCAGUAAAAGUAGCAGUGCCUCUCGUGCCAGGCAGUCUUCCAUCAGUAUUACAUACAGCAGUGAUGGGGAGGGAAAGUUUCCGUGGUAUUAUCAAGUACAAGUACAGACGUCUGAUGAAAACAAGAGUGAAGUGCUCAGCAUUCAGGGUUAUGAGACAGCAGUGAUUCAGGACAGUGAAGAUGAUCUGUGGUACAUGGAGAUCUCAUCAGACGGAGGCUUUUCUGUGGAGUAUGAAGUGGGAUCUGACACCAGUCACGGGACAGCCGGGGGUGGAGAGUCGGGAGAUUCGGAUGAAUUUGAGGAUAUAGUAGUUGUGUGUAAUGACAGUGACAUAGAGUUUUGGGCAGACUCCAGUGAUGUGGAAUCUACUUCUGGAAGUGAUGGGUCAGAUAUGGAAAUCUCUCAGGAUGACAAGUGGAGAUGCGGAGAAUGUGACAUGUUGAACUCGCCUUUUCAACGGUACUGUGAUCGUUGCUGGAAACUUCGUCCCGGUUGGCUUCCAGACAGACAUUCUCAACAAAACCGUCUUUUACGGCGUUCAAUAUCUGCACCCGUGGAAAUGACAGGCGAAGAAAUGGAGCAAGUAACAUUAAACAACCAGCAACUAUAUAUUACAUACAGCAACAGAAGAAAAAACAGUAGUUCAAAUGAAGAUUUUGGACGAGGCAAGUCUUUUUCUUCUGCGACAAGAAGUCCACCCCAGCAAACUAACAGCAAACAGAACAGAUGUGCGAGUAGUUCAGAUGGCAGCAAGAAUGCAAGUGGGAAUAAACCUGGCACACAAGAAACUUGCAUUAAACUCCCAAGUUCUGACAGUGUAGCUGGAAAGGUGUUGGAUUCUGAAGGAUCCAAUGACACCAUUGUUUUAGAGGACGAUGAACCCACAGGCACUGUUAUGACCGCACAACAACAGUCUGAAAGCAGUGGUUAUGGUAGCAUAGGGCCAUGGAAUGAUUCAAUAAAAUCAGAAUUAACUGUAGACCAAGCCAAUUUUGUUGGAAGUUCUAAACACAGCUCUUUGAGCCAUAAUAUUUACCCAGCGUAUAAUGAUGUAAUUGAUCUUACUCAAGGCCCCCUUGAGUAUAGUUCAUUGAAACCUGAGGUAUGUUGUGGCACUGAUGUCGUUGAUGGGCCUACUAGUAAUGAAGUUUUCAAGUCUGUACUGAAUGACCAUGGUGGUUCUGUUUGUUCUGGAAUUCAAGUCGGGUCAAAACCCAUGCUGCCGGGGUUAAAUGUUCGUAGGGACAGUGUAACCGUUGUAACAGAACAAAGAAAUGGUGUGGACGUUGAUGUAAUUGAUCAACCAGUCAGCCAUGAUGUUAUAAAAUCUACUUCAAAUGGUGUUUUUAAUGUUACUGAUAGACUUAACGUGAAUGAAGAUAAAGAUAACAAGUCGCAUGACAAUUAUAUAGGCGCCUUUCAGCAAUCCGCAAGCUCGCAUUUACAAGGCGAAGAUACAAAGAAAAUAGGCUUAGCUUCUCUGAGUGCUAGGCCAUGCACUUCUGGUGCAGCUUCAGAUAGUUUCAACUCACAUGAUGACGUUACCCAGAAGCCAGAAUAUGAACCACCAGGAACAACCACUGACAACUGUUCUUCAAAAACAACACUCCCCUUGCUCCACACCACAUCUUCCAAACACGAAACUGCAUGGAAAGAAUGUCCUAAGUCUGAUAAAACUUCUUCUGCGGCCAACAGGUCAGAUAACUCCCACGCCAGUGGUCAGUCUACCGCUACUGGCGGUUCCAGUGGGGCGUCUAUAGGUACGUCGUCUCUAUCUGGCGGUGUGAUAGGCGCAGGGCCCUCUGGGGCCGGGCAGCCAGGACCGUCAAGGGUACAGCAGCCCCUUGGAAAUGAGUACAAUGAUCUGUGUGUGAUAUGCAUGUCAAAGCCCAAAGAGGCGAGCAUUAUUCACGGGAAGACGGGACACCAGGUGACUUGCUAUUCUUGCGCCAAGAGGUUGAAGUGGAGCGGCAGACCGUGCCCGAUUUGCCGCAGACCUAUCCAGAAAGUCAUCAAAAAUUUUCUGAUGUGAAUGAAUUGAUAUCAGGAUCCAGUUUCGUCAACACUGGAUAGCUCUAUACUAUGGAUAACAUUUAAAGUAUAGCAGUCAUAGUAACCACUAGAUAGCAAAACUGGAGACCAAAAGUAUCCAGCAUUUGUGAAACAUCAGUUAAUUCACAGGGUAACUGUCCAGAAGAUAAUUUUAUUCAGUGGAUUGUGUUAUCAAUAGGACCCAGAUGAUGUUCUCAGAGUGUUAAGUGCAUUUGAUGAAGUCCAUCACUAUAUGCUGUGCCGAUUUACUUAGGGAAGUAACGAUGUAAUUUAUGUGUAUAUACCAUUUAUAUUAAAUAAGUGAUUUUGUAUUAUUUUUUUUAUUAAUUGUAUGAUAAAUCAUACUUAAUUUAUUCAUGGGAAUUUUAGUAUUUAAUCGCACAUAUAUUUUUGCUUUUGCUCAGUUGUUUUUGUAUUUUAACGAUUGCAUUGUGAUUUCUUUAUAAGAAUUCACAA
Lingula anatina is the source of this 3253-nucleotide messenger RNA. RefSeq lists its product as uncharacterized. Gene Ontology annotation, biological process: regulation of gene expression; cell cycle; negative regulation of apoptotic process. NCBI's taxonomy places the organism in Eukaryota, Metazoa, Brachiopoda, Lingulata, Lingulida, Lingulidae. The record is from RefSeq and is a predicted model, not a curated record. Gene Ontology annotation, molecular function: ubiquitin protein ligase activity.